Pomacea canaliculata is the source of this 8054-nucleotide messenger RNA. Its product is annotated as transient receptor potential cation channel subfamily M member 2-like. Gene Ontology annotation, biological process: calcium ion transmembrane transport. Gene Ontology annotation, cellular component: membrane. The record is from RefSeq and is a predicted model, not a curated record. NCBI's taxonomy places the organism in Eukaryota, Metazoa, Mollusca, Gastropoda, Architaenioglossa, Ampullariidae. Gene Ontology annotation, molecular function: ligand-gated calcium channel activity.
UGGUCGCGGUGACUUCUUUGAUGUGACGUUGACUGAGCGUUUACCGACUACACCGACGACGACGCCUUAAUCUGAAAUGUUCACAAGUUAAAUGAAAUUAACUUUUUGAGUCACAGUUCAAGGUAGUCGUAUAGAUUUUAUUUUUCGCGUUCAGACAGAGUCUUAUUUAUUUAUUUUUCUUUUUAGAGUCGUAAGCAUUACCUAAGCGACACGGCGUGACGCCUCAACAACAAGGAUAAACAAAGACACAGGUGUGACGAAGAAAAGGUGUUCCCACUUCCUGUCUCUCACCUGCAACCACGAGAGCUUUUUAAAAAUGCUGCUGUAAUCAGAUGCAGUAUAAAAAUGAAUGCAUGUAUGGGGUGACAUUUUGGAAACGUGAUGUCAGACAUCGAAAAUGACAUUCUUAAGAAUGAACCCAGUAUUUCAGAGCAAGAUCAAGAGCGUACAGCAGCACUUUGCAGUGUAAAUUCAGUGCUUUUGAUGUAUAGCGAAAGCCAGCAGGAUCAAUCUAGCCAACAAGCUGCCAUGAGCGAAGAAAAUAGCCAAGAGAGACAAGGAGCUUUGUCACCAGGUUAUCAUAAACCUCCUCACCACAAAAAAGGAAAGACAAAGAAAUCUGAUAGCAUCUUUCCAUCACAUGGGCCAUCAUUGCAGAAACAGUCAUCAAAUGCCAGUCAAACCCAUGAGUGGUCAUUUGACAUCAGUGAGCCACGGAGUCCAAAGAAGGAACUUACUGGUGUUCUAGAGCCUCAAGUGGUAUCAUCAUCUCCAUCAUCCAGGCCUGGAAGCAAAAAGCAAAAAAGGAUCAGAAACAAGGCCAGGAGGUCUUUCCCAUGAAGAGUAUGUCUGAAGGAAGUGAACCUUCUGAAACUGAAAAAUCAGACAAACAGGCAGGAAAAAAUGCACCAUUGAAAAUAGAUUCUGUGCACAGCGCUGACCUAAACACAGCUAAGGGAAAAAGAGAUGAUCCAUCUGCAGAAGGUUCUGAUGGUCAAAAAGAGGAGAAUCCAACAAAUGGCCAGAAUAACAGAGAUGGACAAAGCAUUGAGCAGUCCAGUUUCUUGAACAUGAACAAGUCUCGUUACACGCCAACAGUCACUAACUCUAUUAAAGAUUCUUUGAACCAGAGGCACAUCAACCAGACUGCCAUUGCUGCUUAUAUCAGCAAGAAUAUACAACAGAGAGAGUGCAAGGCAUAUGCUAGAAAUGCAUCAUCAAGUCAAGCAAGUCACGCUUGCCAGUGUGGGCGAGAACUCUUAUGGCAUGAAUUAAAAGGAAUACCUACAAGGGUAGAUUCGGAACACACUGUUUGGCAUCCCCAAACACACACUAAGGUCAUGCCAUGUGACUCUUUUGGAGAGAUUUUGUUUCGUGGGUUUGGAUCUCAGUCUAAUAAUUCCCCAUAUGUACGAGUUGACUACAUGACUGAUAUGGAGAAAAUGGGGACUCUUUUGAUGGAUUACUGGCACCUCCCAGUACCAAAACUACUAAUUUCUAUCACUGGAGGUGCAAAACGUUUUAACCUCAAGGAACGUCUCAGUAACAUACUCAAACAGGGGUUGGUGACAGCAGCUGUUAGUACAGGGGCUUGGAUCAUCACCGGAGGUACUGCUGCAGGUGUGAUGGAACUGGUGGGUGAGGCUUUGCAUGACCACCACCUCUCUACUGGAAAUACAGAUCGCAGCCAGUGUGUGGCACUGGGUAUUGCAUCCUGGGGUGUCAUUGCUAACAAUGUGGCACUGGAUGGCGAAGGGGACAGUGGUCUCUUCCCAGCCCAGUAUGCUAUGGAGGACAUACAAUCCCAUGGCAGGAAUCGAGCAGCUUUGGACCACAAUCACACCCACUUCAUUCUUGUUGAUGAUGGUACAGAUGGGAAGUUUGGUGUGGAAAUAGAGUUUCGAGCAAAGCUGGAGAGCUACAUCUCAUCCAUAGUGGAGACGGGUGUAGCUAAGAACCAGAGUAUUCAUGUACCUUCAGUCCUGAUUGUCGUAGAGGGUGGUGUCAACACAUUACAGACAGUGCAUGCGAGUAUAAAGCGCAAAAUCCCAGUAGUUGUUAUUAAUGGAUCGGGACGAGUAGCUGACUUUAUCGCUCUGGCUUAUCGUCUUACCAAAACUUCUAAUGAUGAGGACAGGACUGUAUAUCCUGAUAAGUUUGACAAGACCAUGAAACAGAAAGCCAAGGUUAUGUUUGAGUGGCAGCGCAAUGACACGGAUGUUGAUCAAAAGAUCAUUGGCUAUAUCAGACUUAUCAAAGAGUGUCUCAAGGAAAGAAAGCUGCUAAAUGUUUUCAACCUAGAGAAGGCUGACUCGGUGAAAGACAUUGACCGUGCCAUAUUAUAUGCGCUUUUGAGAGCCAACAAGUCAAAUGCUAACUCUCAGCUGGCUCUUGCUCUGGCUUGGAACAGAUGUGACAUUGCCCGACAGGAGAUCUUCACUUCUGUCAACAGGCAACACUGGAAGCAUAUUGACCUGUAUCCAGCUAUGUUCACUGCCCUUGUACAGAACAGAGCAGAUUUUGUUCAGCUGUUUCUUGACAAUGGUUUGGACCUAAAGCGCUUUCUCAACAUCAAGACUCUCUGGAACCUGUACUGUGAAUGCAUUAAGGAGGAGACAGAUGCUGGGGCUCAACUUCUGCGUUAUCUGAUCACUUACCAGAAGCAAACCUGGACAGCCUUCCUAUUAUGUCAUGACCCACCAGAUUUUGAGAACUUUCCUGAUCUUCUUCCAUACAUCGGCAAAGUUGUGGCACACUUGCUUGAGGACCAGAGAUUCAAUUUUUAUUCUGACAAAAAAUUUGUUGUUCGCGAUAACAAUCCCUCUCUGGAAUGGAAGAAGAGAGACUUUGCAGCUAUAAAGCGAUUGAAAAAAGCAGGAGGGAAAUUUUUGCCUGUAAAGAAGCAUCAGAAAACUAAAGAUGAAUUUGAUUUUGAAUCUCCGGAGAGAGAGCUGUUUCUGUGGGCCAUUCUUUUCAAUCGUAGUAGACUAGUUCGUCUCUUCUGGAAGCAAGGCCGUGAUCAUAUUGGUGGUGCCCUCUUUGCCUCGGCACUGCUGAAGCAGUUGUCCAGUUUUGCUGAUAAUGAAGAAGAGGAUGAUUUAAGUGCUGAGAUGGCCACCUGUGCUGGAGCAUGUGAGCAGUGGGCUGUAAGUGUGUUGUCUGAGUGCUAUUCACGAGAUAAACAGCUGACACACCAUCUGCUUGUUCGUGAGCUGCCAUCUUGGGGUCAAACAACCCUCUUCAGCAUGGCUGAUAGCUAUGAAAUGAUGGAAUUCUCUGGACACUCUGCAUGCCAGACCAAAGUAUCUUCAAUCUGGAAGGGUCGUAUGGCACUCUAUACAUCAGAGAUGAAGAUCGCUUUGUGCAUUUUCUUCCCUCUGGUGGUUCCCUCCAUCAAGUUCACUGCUGAUUAUAAGCCCAAAGAAGAAGACAAAAAGAAAGCAACGCCUGGAGAUCUUACAGAGUCUCCGAGGGGUUCGACUCUGCUUAACAAUACUGUGUCUCCCAGAACUCUUUCUGAUGACAACCAAGAUGGUAAAGGUUUUGUGCCUUCUCAGUCCAGACGUGAAAGGGUGUACACCAUUGCAAGCAAAUUCAACAAGGUUAAUCUCUGUGACCUCAGAACUGCUGAUAACAUCAGCAUCUUUGCAGCUAUACUCUAUUUCUACCAGGCUCCAGUCACCAAGUUCUUCUGCAACAUAAUUUCCUACUUCGUAUUUAUGGGACUUUUCACCUACUUUGUACUGGUUGAAUUGAGACCUGUUGAGACAGAUUCUCCAUCCAUUUUUGAGUAUAUUACUUGGGCGUGGCUGGGCACCAUGGUUCUAGAAGAAUUCAGACAAAUGAUGAGCAAGGAUCAUGGGUCAGUAAUAUACAAAAUAAAGAACUGGUUUGGAAACGUGUGGAACAAGUUUGAUCUUCUCAUAUAUGUCUUGUUUAUGGUGUCGAUCAUUUUGCGAUACCAACUGGAUUCUGAAUUUGUGUGGGCACGCAUUGUUUACAGCAUUACAAUGGCUCUGUUCUACCUGCGCUUUAUGCAGUUCUUCUAUGCUGAGAAAAAUAUAGGCCCCAAAGUCAUCAUUAUACGGAAAAUGUUGACAGACCUGUCAUUUUUUGUUGCCAUCUUGGUGGUAUUCAUGUUGAGUUUUGGUACUGCAUACCAAGCUAACUUGUUUCCCCAUUCAGUACCGAGCUGGACUAUCCUUGGCAAUGUGUUUUAUUUUCCCUACUUCCAGAUGCAUGGAGAAAAUUUUCUGGAUGAAAUGCAAGGUGAACCAACACCAAACUGCUCAAAAAAUCAAUCAGUAUGGGGGAAUAAUCUAGCUGAUCGGUGUCCAGAGAAUAACAAAGUGGUGCCUGUAUUGUUGGGUGUGUACUUGAUGCUUAUCAACAUCCUUCUGGUCAACCUUCUUAUUGCCAUGUUCAGCUACACAUUUCAAAAUGUACAAGACAACUCUUUGAAAGUCUGGCGCUACUAUCGGCUGUCUCUGGUGUUUGAGUAUGCUGAUCGUCCAACUCUAGUGUCACCUCUCAUUUUCAUAAACCGUUUUCGAUUUUUGAGGUGGCUGUGCUACAAGGCAACAAAGGACUGCAUUAAUCGACAUGAUCCAUUACAGGUGAAGGUGUCCCCUGAAGACCACAAUCGCCUGUCUGUGUUUGAACGAAUGGCCAUGGAGAAUUAUUUGACUCAUUCCAAGCAGAUGUCUAAGGGGUCACUUGACAACCAAGUGGCCACAACAGCUGAAAGGAUUGAAAGCAUAAUGGAGGAGCUGGAAAUUAUCAAGGACACAAUUCAGCAGCAAGAAGGCCAGAGGGCACAGUUUGCUGGGAUGCCAGCAGAGAGCCCAUCAAAAGAAGCAGAUAUCAUGGAGCGUGUUUCUCCAUCUGCACCAGACAGCAAACAAGUAUCGCGGGAGGAAAUAGAGAGGCUUUCAAAGUGCGUGGAGGAGUUGUCAGCCAGAUCAUCUGCAACCUCUGUUCAGCUUGCGGAUCUGAUUAAUCUGCUGCAGACCUCAAUCCAGCAACAACAGCAGAUCCCAUCACGAGUCAAGAGCUGGACCUCACCUAAACACAUGCAAGAAACCAGAGUUAUUGACGAAGACGAGGACACACUCCAGUGAAUAAAAAAAUCACUCAUACCUGUGCUGAGAUGACCACAUCUAAUUGACUUCUUUAUCGCUUUGUUAUUGCUUGAUGGGUUUUUGUUAAUAUGAUUUAUUUUAUGAUUUACAACCUUUAUGUUGGCAAUUCAUGGGCAGCAAAUCUGAACUGGUUGUUUGCCCAUUUUUUCCUCUGAAAAUUUUGAUUGCAUUUUUGGGCAAACACAAGAUUUUAUACAUGGAACAGGGUUUUUUAAAAAAAGUUUUUCUUCUUUUGUGAUUCAAAGUGCUGAUCAUGGAUCAAUGGACAUAGUGAGGAUUGUAGCAGACAAGACCGACACCUGCUGGAAAAUAUGUCAUAUUAAAGAUUUCAUUGUUGUUAUAUAUUUAAUAGUGUGUGCUACAAAUCUAUUAGUUCAUUGUGUUUAAGCUUUAGCUUUUUUUAAUUACAAAUUUAUGUCCUUUUAUUUAUUUCUUUUAAAACUAGUUUAAAAGCACAGAAACAUCAUGAAAAUCACAAAUCCAAUACACUUGAUAUUUAAAAUUGUAUUUUAUAUUGUAUUGUUUUCCCACAUAGUAUUUCUCAAAGAAAGAGCCACUCUCUUUGAUCACUCAUUUAAAAAUGGCAUGAACACCUUACAGGACUCAUUUUGAUACUCACUUUGUGUGUUUUCAGGGAGACUGAUCUACAGAGAUUGUGAUGUUACAAGUAAACAUUUCUAGGCACUGCUUAUAUUUUUGUUCAUUAAAAUUUUACGUUCAAUGAAGGGGGAAGAGGAAAGCCAAGUGGUUAGAACUCUGGCCAGAGAAAUGCUUGCAAGUCCUUGGUACCUCUAUGCUGCAGUAAAUAUCCUUAGUUUGUUGAAUUAGAUUCCUGACUCUGUAGAGGGUUGGGGAAAAAAGGGCAGUGAUGGAGGGAUGGUGACCACAAAAAGAGCUGACCCCAAAGCAAGUACAGUCUCUAACAUCUCGCUCCCCUAUGACCAAAAAGUUAUGAUUUUUUUAAAAAAAAAUUAUAACCACACGGCUUAUAUUGUCAUCCUAGGAUUGUGUCUCAUGCUAAAUUUCUCACCAUUUCAUGCUUAAAAAGUGUUUUUAAAUCAUGCAGUGAUACAACAUUCUAUACUGUUUCAUUCACUGAAUUUCCUGCGAUCUCACCUUUUCAUUGUAAGAGAAAGACCAUCGUUAAGUCUGAAUAUGUCUGCAAGAUUAUGUACUUAUAUUGUAUGAUUUGACUUUUAAAAUCAUGUUUCACAUAUUACUGCAAUUGUCUUCGCAGUGGUGCAGACCAAUAGGAAAUGUACUGAAAAAAAACAACCAAGAAGAUCUGAAGACUGUGAUAAAACACUCACUUUUGAGAUGUGGCAUAAGAUUUUUGUGUGGCUAUUCUUUCUCAAUUGAAAUUGCAUCUUGAAGGUAUCCCUCCAGCAGCUACAUUCCAGUGGAGGAGUUCGUUUACUUCAACUUUUGUUUUCCAUUUAGUCUAUAAUGUAACAAGCUCUUUUUCUGUGGGUCAGAUUUUGUGGUCAAAAUAUUCCAUUGCAUUUGUGAUCACAUGAACUCAUUUAUUUGUUCAUUUAUUCCUUACAGAACGUAUGUUGUUACACUGUAAAGUUAUUUCAUGGUAAAUGUUUUAGCAGUCAUUUUGUACACAAAUGACAGAAUGAGAUCUUGACUUUCAGACAGCUGAUCAGAUUUUCACACUAUAUUGUGUUGUUGGGUGAGAAUGAGAUGUUACUUUACCAGAACUGAAAUUUAUUUUUAAAGAUGAAAACAAAAACCUCAGGCCUUUUGUAAUGAACUCUUGAAAAAAAGGUAAAAUUUACAUUGAACAUUGUAACUCAUUUUUACCAGAUCAUAAAACUGGGAAAUUGAGUCAAGGGUAUAUGUGACAUCGAUCUAGGAGCAGGAAAAAUAUGCAGUGCCAUAAAGUAUGGCACUAGGUGACAAACUCUUUUUGGAUCAGGUGAGAAAUUGGUGAAGAAACUGGAUAGAAAUAUAGAUGUUCCAGCAAAAUGAGUUUGUUUGCUGUUUAGCAGCUGCCUCACAUGUCUGUUUGCCAUAGAACAGCAGCUGAAUUGAUGGGUGAUUUGCUUAAGUGAAACAGGUUUGAUGCAGCCUUUGCUAAUGAGGCUUUAGCUUACUGAACCCAGUAAAAGCAGAAUUCAACACAAUCUCCACUUCUUCUGUCAAGUGAAAAGCAUGUGCCUUUAAUAUUCCUGUUUGCUCAAAUGUGUCUGGUAUUGUGUAGUAUUCAAGAUUCCAGUGUCACCUUCUGCAGCAACAGACUUUUGUGUCUACAUGCUUGAUGCUAUAUUUAUUUCCUCUUUGAACAUUUUUUUGGGUCAUAAUUUACGUUUUUUUUAAAAAUACUAAUGGAUAUUGCUUUUAAUCAAGCACUCUCAGUGCAUUUGUUUACAUUUUUCUAUUUCAUUUUUUACAUGACUAUCAUCUACAUAUUUGUAAACAUUGACAUAUAUGUACUAGAAUAUACAUGAUGUUAAACCCAUCCGCUUGUAAAUUCAGGUGAUUAAUUUUAUGUGUUCUUUUGCUGUGCAACAAUCUUAGACAUUAGAGAGAUUAAGAUUUAAACCAAAUUCAGUGGGAACUCCCUUUUUUUCAUGGAGCCCAUUUCAGGCAUUGUAUACAUUGCGUAGCUAUUCUAUAAAAUGCCAGUUUUCAACAUUGCCCAUAACAUAAAUACACAAUUGUUAUUCAGUCUCUGAAAAUGUACUCAAAAACUUUUUACAGUGCAUGAAAAGAAGUUUUUAUUUUGGUAUGUCAUCUAUGCAACUGUCCUUGUGCAGAUUUUCUUACCAGAUGGUACCAAAAAUGAUAUGACUGAGAUACAAACUCUUCUGUAACAUUAAUUUAUAAAAAAAAAAUCUACUUAAACAUGUAGUAGUAUAGAGGGCAUAUAGUAGUUAUUCUGUGAUUACAGAAAGUGCACAAAAA